AUGGAUGGCUCCAGGAGAGAGAGAGUAUCAGGAACCGGAUUUUAUGACAGUGCGAGGAGAAGGGAAGUGGUGGUUGCGCUUGGGAGACAUGCUACUAUCCUCCAGGCGGAGGUCCAUGCCGUUCUUCGUUGUGCUGAGAUACUUUUAGAGGAGAACGCGGUUGGAAGAAAGAUUACGAUCUGUUCGGACAGCCAAGCAACCCUAACUGCAGUGGGAAAACCAGAUAUAACAUCACAGCUGGUUUGGGAAUGCAAAAAAGCAUUGAACAAACUUGCAGAAAAAAGUGAAGUGGCUUUCAUAUGGGUCCCUGGCCACACAGGAAUCAAGGGCAACGGGAAAGCGGACCAGCUGUUAAGAAUCGGUGCGGCAGGUGAAUACAUAGGGCCGAAAAAAGUACUGGGACAAGCGUUUUGCUGCAUUGGCCUUACUAUCAAAAGCUGGAUCCGCACUAAGCACCGAGAAUACUGA
Messenger RNA from Belonocnema kinseyi, 468 nucleotides. Its product is annotated as ribonuclease H1-like. The transcript has a single exon. The record is from RefSeq and is a predicted model, not a curated record. Gene Ontology annotation, molecular function: nucleic acid binding; RNA-DNA hybrid ribonuclease activity. Lineage: Eukaryota; Metazoa; Arthropoda; Insecta; Hymenoptera; Cynipidae. Bases 1 to 468 code for a protein of 155 amino acids.